Aspergillus campestris IBT 28561 is the source of this 282-nucleotide messenger RNA. RefSeq lists its product as uncharacterized. The transcript has 4 exons. The coding region runs from base 1 to 282 and encodes 93 amino acids. NCBI's taxonomy places the organism in Eukaryota, Fungi, Ascomycota, Eurotiomycetes, Eurotiales, Aspergillaceae. The record is from RefSeq and is a predicted model, not a curated record.
AUGCAGCUCACUAACACCCUCUUCGCUGUCAUGGCUGCUGCCCUUCUCGUGACGGCAGCUCCGGCCUCUGAAUCUGUUGAACGUGACCUGCAAGCUCGAGGGUGCCCCGAUGGAUUCGACACCUGCGGUGAAUGCAAUGGCACAUCAUGCAAAAUUGCUGGCAUCAACUUUGAUUGUGAUUUCGGGAAGUGCACGGAGCAAAGCGGUGGUGGUGAUGGCGAGAUCUGCGGUUAUAGGAAUGAUGAUAACCAGAAUGGUCUGUGGUGCCCUGGCGGUCAUUGA